This is a messenger RNA of Manduca sexta (tobacco hornworm), 649 nucleotides long. Its product is annotated as trypsin, alkaline A-like. Gene Ontology annotation, biological process: proteolysis. Gene Ontology annotation, molecular function: serine-type endopeptidase activity. The transcript is spliced from 3 exons. NCBI's taxonomy places the organism in Eukaryota, Metazoa, Arthropoda, Insecta, Lepidoptera, Sphingidae. The annotation marks the transcript as partial. The record is from RefSeq and is a predicted model, not a curated record.
CUUACAUCCUUGACACUAAAUAACUUUAUUCUUAUUAAUUUCAGGGCACAUCAAGUGGCAUGGUGGCGCGCGCGAGUUGGUUCCUCUUUUAGCAACUCUGGAGGCACGACUUACCUCAUUAAUCGUGUCACUCCUCACUCUGCCUUCUCUACUACCACUCGGGACAAUGAUAUUGCCGUGAUAAGGACUACUCUGAGAAUCAUUUACCAAGCUGGCACGAUAGAACCCGCCAGGAUAGUUGGUAGUGCUCAUACCUUUGCCAACAACCAGGCUGUCUUUGCUAUAGGAUGGGGAGCUAUUUCAGCGGCCGAUUCUACACCUUCCGCGCAGCUCCGCCAGUCUCAGAUGUGGAUAGUCAACGCGCAAACUUGCGCCGAGCGGUACAGGGAGGUGAACUUCCUCGUUACUGACAACAUGGUCUGCAUUGGUUGGCUGGACGUUGGAGUUAGGGGACAGUGCCAGGGCGAUGGUGGCAGCCCUAUCGUCGACAACGGCGCAGUGGUUGGAGUGUUCUCGUGGGCCGAGGGCUGCGGCCAGCCCCGAUACCCCGGCAUCAACACUAGGGUUGCUCCUUACUCUCAAUGGAUAGUUUCCACUGCUCUUGCUGCGUAAAUUAUUUAUAAAUACAUUGUUUUUUUCUUUUUUUUUU